This is a messenger RNA of Oncorhynchus nerka (sockeye salmon), 8331 nucleotides long. RefSeq names its product mucin-2-like. The record is from RefSeq and is a predicted model, not a curated record. Bases 1 to 8331 code for a protein of 2776 amino acids. The transcript has 9 exons. Lineage: Eukaryota; Metazoa; Chordata; Actinopteri; Salmoniformes; Salmonidae.
AUGGUAUCGCCUCGCCCCACCCCGGGAACGCAUGAAGGCGAUCUUGAGGAGGUGACCUCGCCACACACCACUGCCGCUGCAAAACAAGAAGGUGACAUUUUCACGACAACAUCCUUCCCCGAUUACAAUGUUGAUGACUUUGAGGAAAGCCCAAGCCAUGUGGAGUCGGUCCCUCCCAGUGGAGACACGUUCCAAGCUCCACCUACAACAGGAAGUCCACAUCCUAGUGAUUCUACCUUCCCUGCUCCCCCUCAGGCCACUGCAGUCAUCCAGGUAGAAGAUGCCACACCUGAAGUGUCCGUAGAUACCGCCGUGGACCAGCCAUCGAGCACAGUGUCUGGGGAGAGAUUGGCUGAGCCCACAGAAGAACCAGAGAAUCACUAUGUGAUAGAAGUGGGCACAGUUCAGCCUGACAUUCUUCUAGAGGCCUCUCCAAGCACAGAACCCAUGUUUGCUCACGGAAGCGUAGAGGAAACCACCCUGGAAGGGAUCACUGCAGAGAUUACCUCUGACCUGAUAGACGCCCAAUCAGUUUCGACAACCGAACCAACUGAACCAAUCAGCACUGAGAAAACUAAAGAUGAACCUGUUAGUACUGAGGACACUACAUAUGAGUCCAGUCUACGUGUAACUGAACAGCCGUCCACUCUUGAAACCACAGACGAUUCCACAAUGGUGAUGGCCUCAGCCACUCCAGAUGCGUCUGUAAGUGGAACUACUUCUCAACCCUUUGAUCAUAGGGAAGUGGAGGCCACUGCCCCACCCACAACAGCAGAGGUCCUUGAGGGAUCCCCUAAUGCAGUCAUCACUGAAACUACCCCAUCCACAAUAUCCACUGUCACUCCCAGUAUGGUUGUGACCUUAUUCACUGAAGAUGUGGAGGGCAGUGGAAUGGGUCCUGAAACCAUCGUUGACCUGGGCUCCACUGCUGCGGUCACCUUGUCACCUACACCAAGGUCAUCAUCUACAGUGGCAGUAAACACCGAGGACAGAAGCACUCUUAGCCCCCACACUGAUUCAUCAAGUCCCGCUGGCACGACAGUGUACCCAGAAAGAGAGCCAUACUCUGAGGGCCUUCAUUCAACAACCCCCUCCCCAGACUAUGUUGAUGAGAUUGGAACUGCAGGUUUUGUAGAGGGUAUCGCACCCGUUCCGCCAACCCAAGCGGUGCAUGACGAUCCCUCAACAAGCACCUCAUCCACCACUGUCAUGGAUGAAGCAACCAUGAUUACCACCAUCGUGUGUGAUACAGAGCCCAACUCCGGCAUGGAGACCACCACCCCAACACAAUCAGGAGGUACAAGAUCAGCAAUACCAACAAAGUCAUCAUCAAAGCCUUCAGAUGGCUCAGCAACUGAUGCCCCGACCACACCCUCAUCCCAAUACUCAAUCAUACAAGUUGUCACUCACCCGGCUGAGACAGAAGGUGCUUCUAAAGCUGAGCCCACACAGAAACCUCUUCCUCAUGAUGUAGAGACACCAGCCAUUCUGUACAAGGAGGAUGCGAGUCAAACACAGGACCCACCAAGUGAUCCCACUACCACCACUUCACAUGCAACCGUGACCUCUAAGGAACCUUCCUCAGUGAACCCAACAGCAGCCGCCAUUCUCAUCGACAGUGAGACGUCAGCUGAGGAUGUGAGCUCAGGUGAUCAGGUCAUUGAAGAGUCCAACACUCACUUUCCUGAGUCCCUCAGUGAAACCUUGACUGAAGUCCAGGACACCACUACAGACAUCGAUACAGAGUACUUCUCAUUUGCUCCCUUGAUCUCCACCAGCGCUCCAGCCACUGUGGGCCCAGAUGGACUCCCCAUCCAAGUUAUCAACAUCAAUGCCGACGAGCAGAAGCAAAGCGAGUCAGGCCUGCCGGUGCAACCUGGGGAUGAGAGCCAAAGCUGUGUGCAGAGGAGCCACACCAAGGACCAAGGCCACACCCUCUUGGAUAUGACUCUGCCGAUCUUAGACACUUUGAGUCAGUUCCCUGUGUUCCCAGAGGUGCCUGACCUGGGUCAGUUCCCUGUCAUCCCUGUCGUUCCUGACCGGGCCACCCCCUCCCUGGUGGACGGUGAACCUCUCCCGGGCCGUGGAGAACCUGACUUCUUCUCCUCUGCUGCCAUCACCAUGACUCCAACGCUGAUCUUCAUCAAUGGCAAACACGAGGUGACCCUGGAGCAAGAGAGAAGACAGGUAGAGGAGGAAGCAGGGAGAGGAAGAGGUGACCAGUUUGAGGAGAAUGUGACCGCACUGGGGGGCAGUGAGGAGGAGGUGACCCCCACUGUGUUUGAUUACUCUCUGAUAGAGAUACCUGAUACUAUACCAGAUAAGCCUGAUCAUGAGGAGAGCCCUUUGGAGUCCACGGGGGACCCAUUCUCACGUACCCCACUGCCUUUGUCAAUGUCCACUCUAGAUCAAUUUUUUUAUGACUAUGGGCCUGAGGUGGUUCAUGUGGAGUCAACUCCUACCACAACCCCAGAGCAGGUUGAGGAAACCACACAAGGCCGUACUAUGCAAACAGAUGUGACUGCAACCUCUGCACCUGUCAGAACAAUGGUGGGAACCACUCCGUCCAAAACGGAGCAAAGAGCUGAGGGUCUAUCAUCUGUUUCAGAGACCACAGAGGGACCAAGUGACGUCAUAACUACAUCCACUGCAGCAGUGUCCACUGUUUCAAUAUCUGGCACAGCAGUGAGCAAAACUUCAGAACAAACCCAAAGCCAAACAGCUCAUGCACCCAAGACUCCUGAGGGAAACCAACAAAUCAGCACCUCUGUGUAUGGCAAAGAGGUGGAGGGGUCAGGGAUACAACCCCCAGAUGAUGACAGGGAUGCUGAGGUGACUCAGCCAGAAGGGGAAGAGCCCUCUGUUUCACCCACAAAAGAAAUGCACGGGGCCACUGAUGACAAUGACACUGCAGACGUAACAAAAAGCACCUCUGCUCUUCCGGAUUUUGACAUCUCCAUUCAAACCCCUCUACUGUCUGUCUCUACACGCUCUUCUGGUGAUGUUGAAGAUGCAUCAGUGCCAGCGACCAUAAAUGACAUUGAGGGCACCACCUCAGGCCAGGAGAAAGGAUCAGCACAGGCCACACACACUCCUGAGGAACCAGCUAGCAUCACUCUGCCUCCCUCAAUGACAAGUGGCCAGACACAUUUAGUAGAAACAAUCAAGACUGAGGUGAUGCCAUCCAAAGAGGCAGGCAGCACGGAAUCACCUUCAAUGAUCUCUACCACAGCUGAAUCUUUGACAAGCCAGCAAGAUGGAACAACGCACAGAACAGAUUUUGUUAGGAUCCACAAAAACAUCACCAAGAACAAGUUCAGCAGACACUACACAACAAGCAACAAUGGAAAGAGAGAAAUUGCAGCUACGACGGUCUCCUCUCUUUUCAGUACAGAGAAACCAAGCCAAACAGUGUCGACGUCGUCACAUGAAUCUGCAACAGCUGAGACUUCAAAGACAGCUCUUACUGCAGCUUCAUCUCUACAUAGCACAGAGAAACCAGUAACAGAAAAUAAUUUUGUUUCCCAUAUUACUGAUGACACAGAAUCAAGUUCAGUCCUCAUCUCUACAGAUGAAGAAAGCUCAGACACUGCAACCACAACAGAGUCAUCUCUAUUCAGCACUGAGAAACCAGUACAAUUAGUAACUACAGCAUUCCAUGAAAUUGUAACCCCUGAGACUUCAAAGAAUACAAUCAUCACAUCUUCCUCUCUGUUUAGCACUGAGAAACCUACCACAGCGUCACAGGGAAGGGCAUCAGCAGAGAGUGAAAAGACAUCUGCGACAUCAGCUGUUUUUAUCAUUGAUGAAACAGAGACAAUAGCCAUCCUCACUUCAGAAGAGGAUAUAAGCUCAAGUGGUGCCACAACUGAGAUGUUCACCAAGGAAUCUGUUGCAACUACGGCAUUCCCAUCAGAGUCAGUUAGUGCGUACACUACAUCAAGAACAACAGUGAGCUCAACAGAAGAAGACAGUUCUGGUGACCAGACCCCUGAUAUGUUUAGCAAGGUGCAAGCUACGAUAAUUGAGUUUGUCAGUAGUUAUACCACUCCUCGUUCAUCAACUGGACAGGUGACAGAACAAACCGGGGCCUCAACACAGGUUACUCACAGUACCUCUACACCCAUAGACAUGGAGAGAUCUGGUAUAUCAACUACAGAGGAUGACCAAGAGACAACUCAGCCAGAGGGUUCAGGUGAAGAGGUACCAGUGGAGACCUCCACUAAUCCACAGGACCAGUUCACUGUAGCCACAGAUGAGACGGAAAUCAACGAGACAGAGAGUACAUCUGAUGCUCCAAGUGUUACAUCCUCAACACGGUCAACACAGAUCAGCCAAGCAUCUAUGUCAUCCCAAUAUACUGUCUCCACUAGCACAGCUGAAACAAUACAAUCAGCCACUGCUUCAUUGCCUGAGCAGGGAAGUGGAGACUUCACAGAACCCUCUACUUCAGAAAGUGAGGGCAAAGAGGAUGAGAGUUCAGGUGAUGACACAUAUGCUGUUACAACAGCCCCACUGCAUACUACAUCAUCUUCAACAGACUCAAUGGUUACAAAAUCAGUAAGCACAGAGGUAACUGAUGGAACCAAGGUGGUUGAACAGACAGAAGAACUAACAGGCACCGAGGGACAUUCAGCUGGCUCUGACUCACAUGUGGCGGCCUCAGUGGUCACAUUCACAGAUGAAGAGAGCUCUGGCUACCUGACACCUGAUAUUUUUAACAAGGAAUUUGCUACAGCAACAUCACUAGGGUCAGAAGCUGUGAUGACCAAAUCUUCCUCCCCAAUAAUCAGCAGUGACCCCUUCCAAAGCACAACUGUAGGAACAGUCAUCACACCCACAGAAGAAAUAUAUGAAACACCCUUGUACACUCCCGCUGCAGACAUUGAAACUCUGGAGCUUUCUGUGGACCAAACAACUGGACAAGCAAGCACAUCAAAACCCUUUGUCACUUCCUUCACUUAUGUAGACAUGGAGGUCUCUGAAAUAUCACCAACAGAUGGUGUCCAGGAGAAAAUCCAAGCAGAAGAGUCAGGUGAGGAGGCACAAGUGCAGACCACCACUGAACCACAGGACCAUUUCAUUGUUGCAACCAAUGAGACUGAAAUCAGAGAGACUGAAAGCACGUCUGAAACACCUCGUGUUGAAUCUUCAACAGAGUUCACACAGUCCCAGAAAUCCACAUUAAUCCAAUCUCCUUCCAUGUCAAGCACAGAUAAUACAACAGAGGCUUCCACAGCCUCUUUCACAGAGCAGGGUAGUGGGGACUUGACAAUAGACUCUACAGCUGAGGCGGAAGGGACAGAGGACGAGAGUUCAGACAUCUCUGACGUGUCUACUCGGCAACCUGCAAGCACAACUUAUCCUCCCCUGUCUAGUACAGCAAGAACAAAGCAGGAUUUUAACACAUUUUCUUUCAGCACUGAAACAAUCCAAGAAACAGAUGUUGAGCUUGAUGUAACUAUGUCAUCUGGCACAACUGCAAAGGUUACUUCUAGCAAAGCUCAGGCCCUGGAACGUGAUGUGACAGAUAAACCAUCAGUUGCUUCCAUUUCACUCACAGACAAAGCCAGCUCUGAUGACCAGACUCCGGAUAUGUUUACCAAAGAGUCUGUCACUGCUAAAUUCUAUUCUGUAUACAGCACAGACAAAACAGAACAUGUCACAUCCAUGACUAGAGAUUCUUCUCUGUUCAGCACUGAGCAACCAGGAAAAGUAUUGACAAUAAAGUCACAUAAAGUUGCAAUAUAUGAUACUGCAAGGACUGCUCCAACUUCUGUUUCUUCUCUAUACAGCACAGAUAAACCAUCAAUUGCUUCCAUUUCAGAUUUAACCUCCACAGAUGAAGAACGCUCUGGUGACCAGACCCCUGAUAUGUUUACCAAAUACUCUGGUGUCACUGACCAGCAGGUUAUGAUCAUCACCUCAACCAGCAGCCAAACCAAAACUAACCAGACCCCCACCAUGGUGCUGCAUGGUACAAAACCAGAAACAAGCCCAGUUAUCAUAUUUACAGAAGAGGCCAUAGAUGAGGACGAACUGUUCUCCACUGUUGUGGACAGCAUGACCACAACCCCUGAGAUUAUCACUAAAGAUGACACAAUAAUUGAUGCUGAUACUGUGACAAUGGUGGACCCCUCCUCACAAUUCCACCCCACCAUAUUUGCAGAGGAAGCAGGGGGAGUCACAGCCCUUACCAUGACACCACACUCUUCAAUUGCAAUGACAGAGGAACCUGAAGGGUCUGGGCCCGAUUACUACUCGUCUUCCACAAUUGACCCACCGAGUCUGGCUACAACACAUAUCCCGUCAGUCACCUCCGUAAAUAUAUCUGAAGAGGCAAGUGCUGAGACGACAAGCAGCUCUACAAAAGUUGAAGAUUCAGAGACUGUAAUAACAACCACCACAUCAUCUGUAGAGUAUGUUGAGGCAUCUAGUUCAGAGGUCAUGUCCACUGUAGCUCAAACCACUCAAGCCACAACUGUUUUCACAGAGUCCAGCUCUCAGACGGCCUUCACCACAUCAUAUAUAUUUGUUAAUGAGUUUUCCAGAGAUGGUGUAACUGAAGAGCAGUCCAAUACAGAGACUACUCCUUCUGCCCCUGUAUCAUCCCAUGCAUCAACUCACCCCAUAGAUGCAAGCACACAGACCACAGUUAGCAGUGAGGAUGAUGAAUCCCUGACAGAUGAGAUGGAAUUAUCCACCACCCCUUCUCCUACUACUAUUGAAUCUGCAGGAGAAGGCCGUUCUGAUGAGGAUUCUGAACUGGAGAACACAACAACUUUAUCUAGUUCCAAGCAAGCCACCGUGGUGUCUUUCACUGCUACACAACAGACGUCAGUGUCAACUGAGGAAGACAGAGAGACUGUGAAAUCAACCAGUCCACUGCCUGUUGAUGAGUUUUCUGGAGAUGACGAUUCUGAAGGCUCUGGAACCUCCGCCUCUGUAGUGGAGACCUCCCAAACCACAACUCCCACCCCAGACACGAGCUCAACAGCUACUGAGAAGGAUGACAAGAGCUCAGGGGACCAGACAAGUGAGAGUUUCACCACAGAUGGUUUUGCACCAGAAGCUCCUCUCCUGGCUAGUACAGCCCCUCCAAUUGUCUCUGUCCAAUCCACUAAGGUGACAACGGAGGCCAAUGUGAUGAUCCAGUUUGUCACAACAUUUUCCCCCAAACCAGACUUGACAACACCUGAGGCUUCGCUCCAAGAGGGCCUGUCUGAGAUUGCAUUUACCCAUCGUUCCCAACCGGACAUAUUUUCUGAGGAAACGGCAAUGCCCACAACCAGACCCAUGCUGCCUGAGGAAGAUUCAAGCCAGUCUGUUGACACUUUAACAACACCCGCUCAGAGCUCUGAAUCAAAUUGUGUCUCCACUGCCUCUCCAGUGAAGACUGAUGCUGUACCAUCUACAUCAGAGGAAGAGGAACAGGUUGAAGCUUCAAGCCAGGUACCUACAACAGAGGAUGCUUCUCCUAGUGCAGAGGGCAGCUCCGAACAAGAGGCCGAGGUCAAAGAAACAGACAUUUCUGCCAUUGGCUCUCCUCUAACCGAGAAAGUGUUAGAAACUAAAGUGUAUAGAACACCCACGACAGACGUUGAUGAAGAAGUGGACUAUGAAAGUAUUACAGAGCCCUUACAGGUUGAGUCGGAACCUUCCCUCAUUGAAACCACCACAACACCUGAGGUAGAAGCGACCACGCUCAGCAGUGUCCCAACGGAGGCUCAGAAGAUUGAGCGUGCGUCAUCAAGUUCAGAGAGCAGUUCAUCGAGCAGCUCGGAGGAAGUGUCAAACCCGUCUGUGAAUCAGUCAGCAUUGACCUCCUCCAGCUCUGAAAGCAGCUCAGGAAGCGGCUUGGAGAAAAAGGUGACCGUAGUUUCCCCUGUGAAGCCGGAGAGUGACACAGCAGAGGAGACCACCCCAUCCCUCUCUGUUACUCAGGCAGAACUUGCAACCGCCAUCACUGAUUCACCCUCUCUCACGCAUCCUAGGGCUGAAAUUGAGUCAGCGGGUUCUGAGAGCAGUCCCGAAGGAAAGACGGCUUCUGAAGUUGUUACUCCUGCCACUAAGAUGCCAAUGUGGGAAAUGCCAGAGUACACAACUGUAUCGCCAGCUGAAACACAGAGCCAGACAGAAUCGGUCUCUAUGAUCCAAAGCACUCCUUCAUCUGAGGAGGAGGAAAGUGUGGACUAUGAUAAUGUAUCAGGACCUACAUUAGUCGAGGGUGAACCCCCCAUCAAGGUAGUGGAAACUAUCACUUCAGCUGAGACUGGAAUGGAUUUGGGCCAGAUGACUGUUGUUGAGAUUGCAGAAUGUGAUAUCAAUUGA